GUGGCUGGCUGGCUGACAACAUGUUCAGUCGUGGCCACCUCCUACACCUCACAGGAUCACUACCAUCUUGUCCUAGUUCCAUCCUUCUGGUAUCCUUCAGCGAGGCAGGCGUUGAAGGAGGAUUGAUUACUCUGUUAUUGAAGGAUAGUGUGGUGCUGAUGUGACGUGUAGUUUAAGGCUCUUGUGGAAAUCAGUGAAGGCAAAAGGGGCAUUUUCUACGAUACAAAAAUGACAAACUUCUCAACGAUACAAGACGCUAAAAUUCCCUCUACGAUACAAGGCCAGCUAAGACUCUACAAGGCCAGCUAAGACUCUACAAGGCCAGGUAGGACUCUACAAGGCCAGCUAGAACUCUACAAGGCCAGCUAAGACUCUACAAGGCCAGCUAAGACUCUACAAGACCAGCUAAGAAUCUCUACAAGGCUAGCUAGGACUCUUCAAGGCCAGCUAAGACUCUACAAGACCAGCUAAGACUCUACAAGGCCAGCUAAGAAUCUCUACAAGACGCACAUCAGCAGGAAAGAUUGUCAUAUCAGUAACUCCUCAAUGGUUAUAGCCAAGUCCCCUGAUGUAAGAAAAAGGUGUUGAGUACUUGUGUUGGCUCGAGUACUAGUGUUGCUCUAAGUACUAGUGUUACCCCGAGUACUAGUGUUGCCCCGAGUACCAGUAUUGCUCCGAGUACUAGUGUUGCCCCGAGUACUAGUGUUGCCCCGAGUACUAGUGUUGCCCCGAGUACCAGUAUUGCUCCGAGUACUAGUGUUGCCCCGAGUACUAGUGUUGCCCCGAGUACUAGUGUUGCCCCGAGUGUCUGUGUUGCCCUUAGUACUCGCUCCUAUUACCUGUGUGACCCAGUAUAGGUGUUGUGAAUGAGCAGAAUAUCAAAGAGUGUUGAGUGUUGGCGAGGAGAGGCUGAGAGAGAGAGAGAGAGAGAGAGAGAGAGAGAGAGGACGUGUGUACUACUAGCACCACAACAGAUAUACAACAUGGCGGAGGAGACACCAGAAGUAGUUGGACUGAGAGAAAAAGAGGCUGACGUAGGGAUGGACACGUCGGAUGAACCAAAAACAGAGAGGCGGAGUCGACUACUAAGACAGACUGGCCUGGUGAUGAUCGUUACACUCUGUUACUUCUCACUGGGCGCCGCGUUACCUUGGCCCUCCCCGGCACUCUCCAGUCUGGCCGAGAAUAAUGCCACAUUGUUUGGUGUUCAGAUCUCCCUCAACUCGGCCGAGAAGGACAUGACUGGUAGCUUGAUGUACCUGGGGACGCUGGUCGGGGCUUGGGUAUCUGGGUGGCUGGUGGCCAAGGUGGGGCGCCGGCUGUCGCUGCAGAUAUCGGUGGUGCCGUUUUUAGGAGGAUGGUUGAUCGUGGCCCUCACCCCUAGCACACCUGUACUCCUUAUUGGCAGGUUCAUCAUCGGCAUAGCAUGUGGCGCCUGCACCAUCGCUGGGUAUGCCUACGUCAUCGAGCUGUCUGAUAUGAGCAUCCGGGGCAUGAUGGCCACCCUGCCCACCAUGGGAGUAGUGUUGGGCGGCCUCUACACCGUGUCCCUGGGGUACGCCCUCCCCUGGCACUACCUUAGCCUGGUGUGUGCGGUGCCUCCACUUCUGUUCUUCUUUGCUUCCUUUCUCCUGCCGGUGUCCCCGUCCUUCCUGGUGGUACAAGGCCGCCGUCAGCAGGCCAUCAUCAUCUUGAGAAGCCUCCGGGGAAACUACGCUGAUGUUGAGGGGGAAGUGGCGGAGCUGGAGCGUCGCAACGCCGGCACCACCGACGGGAAGAACUCAGGGUGGCGCGCCCUGCUGGAGAGAGAUGUGAUGCGACGGAUAGCGGUGGUGACGAUGCUCUUCUUCCUGAUGCAGAUGUGCGGCAACUUCGUCUUCAUGAUCUACACGGCGCGGAUCCUGGAGGCCACGGGGGCCCCAAUGGACCCUGACGCCAUUACGGCCAUAGCGGGGGCCCUCAGAGUCGCGGGGACACUGGCCGCUAUCUUCCUGCUGGACAUCGUGGGGCGCCGUUACCUGCUGGUCAUCACCCACGCCAGCAACGCCACCUGCCUCAUCAUCCUGGGCGUGUACGUGUACUUGGCAGAGCGCGCCGCCCCAGACGACCCUAUCUUCCAACAGUUCAUUGGGGACAUCGGCAUCCACCCAGUCCCUUACAUCGUCUCCUCCGAGUACUUCCCUACCAGCAUCCGCCCUCAGGCUUCCUCCGUGUGUAUCUCAGCGGGCACAGUCAUCACUUUUGCGACGCUUCAGUUAUACAGUCCCAUGCAGGCGACCCUCACCCAGGCUGGUCUCUACUUCUUCUACGGCGCCGUCAGCUUCGUCGGGGUGAUCUUCUCCUUCUUCGCCGUUAUAGAAACCAAGGGCAAGAAUGUAGGGUGAAUGGGCAAGUGUGUAAGAAGAAGGGCAAGGGUGAGGGGACAAGGGUAAGAAGAAGGGCAAGAGUAGGGUGUAGGGAUAAGGGUGAGAGGAAGAGCAAAUGUCAAUACACUCCUCCUCCUCCUUCGCCUCCUCCUCCUCCUACUCGUCUUCCAUAUUACCACCCCUACACCUCUAUUAAACACCCCUCCCCCUCCUAAACUCACACUAGCGAGAUUAACAUUGAAUCCGUCGGUUAAUCCCCCAAUUAACCGGGUUGUUCACAUAAAUAAUUAUUGGGGUUUUAGUAACGAGACCCAAUUGAAGUUCCUUUGUUUUAUUAUAAAAGGAUUAUGUCUAUAAUUCCUGAGUGUAGAUCAACCGUAAGUUCCACUGUAUAUGAGUGAACGAGAAAGAAGGACGGUGUUUAUGUAAAUAUAAACGUAGCUCACGUCCGUUCGAUAGUAGUUGAUCUGAGUGACUAAGCAAGGGGCGUCGCUAAUGCGCACUUACAAAGUUGCUGACAUAUGGGCUUGUCCCUCUUGGGAAAGCUACCGUUCACGUGUACAACUCAUGUCUUACUCAUACACAGUGGAAAGUUACAGGGGGUGAAAUCUGAAUAUAAUAUCAGAUGUAUUGACCCAUUUAUAUAAUAUGUUCUGUUGAUGAGACAGGGGCCCGUUACAACAUCACUUAUCAGGCUAACAUACCCCAUCCCACGUGUAAGAGAAUAACAGAAAACGUACACAUUACUCGAGAGGAAACGAAUAAAACGAAAAUUCAUUUGUGGGUAACUUACAAAAAAAGAAUAUACGACAAAAACAGCAAAUUCCACUUUAAACCUCAAGUUAUCAGUCACAGGUAUUCCUAUAAUGGCCGGAUAUAUCAGCUACCUAAACAAAGCUACUGGAGAAAGAAAAAACUCUUGUGGUUGUAAUGUUAAUGAGUGUAUGGAUAUUGUAACGUGAUUGUAUUGUUGUAAUUAAGACUCUUAUUGUCCAUUGUAUUUUAUAGUAUUUUUUUUUCUAAUGGUGAUAGGAAGAGAUACUUCAGCGUGUGUGUUUAUAAAGUCUUUGUUCAUUUUUAAUCUUUAAUAAUGGUGGUACAGCGGUAAUGCACAUAACUCUCACCAAUAUGUCAAGGGUUCGAGCCUCGGCUCGGACACACGUGAGAAGGGUGUUAUCUAGUGUGACCCUACCAACUACAGGUUUCCCGGCCCCCGGUUUCCUCCUGUAAUAACACUGGAUAAACGGCCCAAACGGCUAGUAAGCUGAUAAGUGGCGAAUAUGAAAAAAAAAUGGUUGUAAAUGUGAUUACUGCAAAUUUUUAAAACUACAUUACAAAGGUUCUUUUUAUUGUUGCUGAUAUUUAUAUUCCCUAGCUCUGUUGAUGUUCCUUGGCACUGUUGCUGUCACCCCUCCCUCACAAUUCCGUCACAACUCCCUCACCUCUCCCUCACAACUUCCUCACAUCUCCCUCCAUUAAACAAAAUUUUUAUGAGGCCGUGUAACAAGUAUUCUAAGGACGACACACACUUUGUAUAAUUUUUAGAUUUUUUUGAUUUACAAUAUAAUUAUUUCUUAGGA
This is a messenger RNA of Homarus americanus (American lobster), 3946 nucleotides long. RefSeq names its product facilitated trehalose transporter Tret1-like. Gene Ontology annotation, biological process: transmembrane transport. The record is from RefSeq and is a predicted model, not a curated record. Bases 867 to 2384 code for a protein of 505 amino acids. Gene Ontology annotation, molecular function: transmembrane transporter activity. Gene Ontology annotation, cellular component: membrane. The transcript is spliced from 7 exons. Lineage: Eukaryota; Metazoa; Arthropoda; Malacostraca; Decapoda; Nephropidae.